Messenger RNA from Syngnathoides biaculeatus (alligator pipefish), 7424 nucleotides. It is a transcript of the gene frmpd1a, whose product is annotated as FERM and PDZ domain-containing protein 1. Bases 1 to 6066 code for a protein of 2021 amino acids. The record is from RefSeq and is a predicted model, not a curated record. The transcript has 15 exons. NCBI's taxonomy places the organism in Eukaryota, Metazoa, Chordata, Actinopteri, Syngnathiformes, Syngnathidae. Gene Ontology annotation, molecular function: protein binding. Gene Ontology annotation, cellular component: cytoskeleton.
AUGGAACUGCAGGGGAGGAGUCGCUCCCCAUCCCGCAGGACCAGCAGAGUUGAGCAGGUGGUGGGAAGAUGGCUGAGACGGUCCCGAGAGUUGGGCAGCAGAGACAGAGUUGCAGUAGAUGGGACAUCAGCAGAGUCCAUUGGUACAGAUCAGAGGAAUUUUCCCUUCCGCUUGAAUGUUUCAAUCCAGCAGGACGCAAAGCUCAAAUCUCAUGGCCUCACGCUUUCCUCACAGACCCCUAUCUUGGUACAAGAGGUCACACACGGUGGUCCCGCAGACGGCCGGCUCGUUCCUGGCGACCAGCUUGUAAAGAUCAAUAACGUCGCUGUCGAAGACCUGACCCCUGAGCAAGCUACUGAAAUAAUCAGAGAGUGUCAAGAUUCGUUGUCUGUGACCAUACUCAGAACAAUGCUGGGCCCAAAGUCAUCAUUUAUCACACCUGAGAAGAGGGCCAAACUCAAGUCCAACCCUGUCAAAGUUCGCUUUGCUGAAGAGGUGGAGGUCAAUGGGCACUCUCAGGGUAACUCGCUCCUAUUCCUGCCUAAUGUUCUGAAGGUGUACCUGGAAAAUGGGCAGACCAAGGCCUUUAAAUUUGAACCCUGCACGACAGUGAAGGACAUUGUAAUGACACUGAAAGAAAAACUUUCUCUGCGAAAUAUCGAACAUUUCUCCCUGGUUCUUGAGCAGCAAUACAGUGUCACUAAACUACUGCUCCUACAUGAGGAGGAGAGGAUACAACAGGUGGUCCAGAAGAAGGAGUCCCGUGACUACAGAUGUCUAUUCCGUGUUUGUUUCAUCCCAAAGCUACCAGAGACUUUGCUACAAGAUGAUCCCACUGCCUUUGAGUACUUUUACCUGCAGGGAGUGAAUGAUGUCCUGCAAGAGCGCUUUGCAGUGGAAAUGAGGUGUAACACCGCUCUGCGACUUGCCGCACUGCACAUCCAGGAGAGGUUGGCGAGCUGUGGACUCUCCCCAAAGACCAACCUGAAGAUAGUCACUAAGACGUGGGGCAUUGAGAACUUUGUUUCAUCCACACUGCUGAGAAACAUGCGAGAGAAAGAUUUGAUGAAGGCCAUUAGCUUCCAGCUGAAGAAGAGCCAAUCACAAUCUGAUCCCAAGCAGGGGGGGCUGACAGUCAACCAAGCGCGCAUAAAUUACCUGGAAGAACUGAGUGAGCUCAAGUCUUACGGCGGCAAAUCGUUCAGCGCAACGAUGAUGCUACAGGACCGAGAGUCCACAGUUACGCUGUUGGUGGGUGCACGUUAUGGCGUGAGUCAGGUGAUCAACCACAAACUUAGCAUCCUGUCCACCCUCACAGAGUUUAACAGCAUCACACGCCUCGAGCUUGUUCCCGAGUCUGACAAGGUCGGCUUGGUUAAAAUAUACCUGCAGGACAUAAUGCCAAUUACACUCCUACUGGAGACAGUUGCAGCGAAGGAUAUGUCAUGCCUGAUAGCAGGAUACUGUCGAGUUUUUAUUGAUGCCAAUAUAAAUAUCUUUCCCUGGAUGGAUGUCCCCAAAAAGCACAGAAUCUCUGCUGAAGAAGGUUAUGUGUCACGUUGUGGUAGCGAUUCUGACCACUCGUCUGACUUAGACAUGGAGCCUCUUGUCACCCAUGUGUCUUGCAACGCCAAACGCCGCCCACGCGUCAGAGCCCCUUCAGACCCAGACGCGAGGAAAAGACGAGAAGGGCACUAUAGGAGAAACAAGCAUGACGGCGAAUGUAGGAACAGCAAGGCAUCAGACAAGAGGAAAAAAGAAGACAAUGACGCUGAGAGACAAAAAGCAGAUCAUUUAUUUGGAAGUGAUCAUGGGGGCAAAGUACUUGAGGAGAAAGAAGCUCAUAAUGUUGGACAAACAGACAACGAUGAUGUGAAACUUGAAAAUGAGAAACAGGAAUGGAAAUUGAGAUGUGUACUAGCGGAGGACCAUCCGUCACAAUCAGAUUCAUGUCAUAGUGACUCUCGUGUUGUCACCAGCCCUUCCAGUGACUCUCUUGACCUCCUGGAGGAAGACGACCUGAUUUCAUGCUCCUCUUCCUCAUUGCGCCCACUCGUUUCAACGCAAAGCCAAGCUGAAAUUUAUUCAACACUUGAGCUUUGCCCUUACACUCACACACACUCCGAGGCCAACUUACUUAUUCCGCCACCUGCUCAUUCCCAUCCUCUUCUUCACCUCACAUCCUAUAAUAGUGAUGAAGAGGGCAACAGAAAGUCUGGCGACAUCAUUGAUUCCCAGCCCUUCGAAGCCGUCCCCGCCUCACUUGACACCAACAGCUCUUACACGGAAGACGACGCCGCAUGUUUCGCUGAGCUCUCUUUCUCUGACCUCCUCCCGAGCCCCCCGGAGGCCAGUGAGGAUGAAGAGGAUGUAGAAAAGGACUUGAGGAAAAUGAGAAGCCCGCAGUCUCCGUCUUUGUCCUCAGCCUCUUCCCACUCUGAUGUUGUCUUCAACUUUGACCAGAGAGAUGCCAGCUGCUACUACAAACUCUGCUCCAACAUCACCCCUGACAGUGCUCGCAGCCUUUCCAAGCCUGUGAAUGAUACUGAGAGAGAAGCUAGAGAGAAGAUGGAGGAAGAGCAGCCUCAAGCUAAUGAACUGGCGUCAGCGCCCAUCCUCCAGCCGCCACCUGGCUUUGGAGACAGCAGCUCCGAUGAGGAGUUCUUUGACGCCAGAGAUGGCUUCACAUCGCCUGAUGACCAAACCUCAGGCAUGGAGCUAAAAGAUAAUUGCACUGAGAAGAAAGUGGAUUUUGUAAGCGCACUCAAACUUAGCGAUAUCCGAGUUUCUGUGGGGGAUGCAAACAAAGCUGGAAAAUCCGGAGAGGAGAGACUACAACAGGAAAAGAAAGGAGGUGGCAAAAUUGGACUGUAUGAGCUGAGAAAAACAUCUCGCAAGCGUCGUUCCUUCAUGGAAACAGAUUAUACCUCCAGGGUAUCAUAUCCAGAACCCAAAACAACAUCGAUGCCGGACCGGGUCCAUUCCGUUUUUGAUUACAACUUUUUGGCAGAAGGUAGUGAUGACCACACAUUGAGUUCUGAGCCUGAACCUUUAGAACAAACAGAUAAUCCAAGUCUUACUGUCUCCUCUUUGACUUACUCUGAAGGGGAACCAGCACAGCUUGAGUCAAAACCCAUUCCAUUUGAUAUUGGAUCCAUUGAGCAAAGUGCAGACUCUCUGGCAUCAGGUACCAGAAACAGGAAACAAGAAAUGGAGAUGGAACCUGAUACAAUGGAAUUAAAAUCUGUCACAGAUCACAUGACGACACGAGCACCCUCGAUCACUGUUGUGCGAUGUCGGGUAGAUCCGGAUGGGAAGGAGAGUGCUGAUUGCAGAGGUGACAGACCAGAGACAGGAAGGGACCAGGAGGGAAUACAGCUAGCAGAGGGAAAACUAGAGGAAAAUCAGGAGCCAAAUAUGGCAGAGAAUGGACCAUUCACUUCACAUAUGUUCUUGCCGAGGGUGACUGAGAAAAAAGUACCAAUUCCUUGCUGUGAAGAUGAACUCAAAGCUAUCACAUUGACUUCAUGGCUGACAGAGUUGAAUAACAAGGGUGUCCACCAAAUUGCUCCCGUUCAAAACUCACAUGCAGAGGAUAUGCCUCAAGAUAACUCAGGACUUUCAUCAUAUUCCCCCCCACCCCCACCCCCACCACCCUCUUCCCCUCUGCCACCAAUGCCGUUUGCUCUUUGUGACAAAUCCCAAAGUGACUGUUUACACAGAGAUUGCUCAGAAACUUCAACCAAACUAUCCCCACCUAACUCUGAGGAGAAACAAAACGAAGUUCACAAUCCUGGAUUAAAUUUAGAAAGUGGGAAAAAAGAAGAUGAAACUACUGAUGUGAUUACAUUGGCUAGUGAUGAGGUUACUGACAGUAUGAAUUCAGAUGUUUUUGAUGAUGAUGAUGACGACGUUUUAAUUUAUGAUGAUGUUGGAAAAAAUGUUGACGGACAUGAUUGGACAACAGCUGUACCUCUGAAUGUGGGUGCUAAAUCACCCACAGGAAAUUAUCAAUCUGAGAUAAGAAUUAACUGUCCCAACAAUUCAGCUCCAGAAGUCGAUCUACAAAGUAACGCUCAUUGUGACUACGCUAACACUUCAAAUUCCAUCACAGCUAAGCUUGCUGUUGCAACAAGUGUCAUAAAUCAUACAUUUAAUUCAGGAGCUGGAAUGAAAACUGAAGAAACUAUACAUACACUAAGAGAAGAAUGCUCUUCCCCAGGCGGUGAUUCUCACUCACUUCAAGGAAACACUCCCAUGCCCCAUGAUCUUGCCAAAGAGCCUCCUCUGCCAUCUUAUUUCAUCUUCCAGUCCUGUUCCCCCAACAUCAUGGGCCGUUUGUCUGCCUCCACACUUAGAGGAAAGAUUCAAAAGUUACCUCUUUAUUUAUCACGUUCCCAAGAGACCCUUAACCAAAUCGGGGGGGAGAAUGUAGCCCAAAGUCCUGUGAGUCACAGCGAGCCCAACACUGAUAUCUUGCACAUAGUAAAAAACAUCCAUGAUGCCGCAGAAAUCACAGAAACAAUUACAGACGUGGUGGAGUCAGAUGAUUCCGAUACAACUCUUACUGGAUCAGAGGUGGAAUGUGAGUUCUUUGUCGAAACAUCCUCGGCUAAGAACUCGAGUUCAGUAUCAGAAGUAAAGAAAACACCAGAGAGGAUCUUAGUAGACCAUGAAACUACAUCAUUACCUGUCCAGGAUGAACCCCAACCCCAACAAACAAAUGGGUCUUUCCCAGAACCUAACAAGAAUACACUGGAACCAAUAACAGAGCCCCCAGUAUCCAUGCUGAGUAGCCUCCAAAGAAAUUCUACAGGCCUUACGAUGAACACUCCUGGUCCAAUAAUAGUACCUCCAGAACCAAAGAUGAGAGAUACAAUGCUUGUUGAAAACAUUCCAGGUUUUAAAGUAAGCAGUCAGUCAUCCCUUAGCCCUCCUCCAAUUGUGGUGACUACACAAAAUUUAAAUGGACCAGGUCUAAAUUAUUACAGUCAGUCACAAAUUGCACAAAGGACCAGCAGUGACAGGCCCCUGAUGGGUCUUUGUAGGCCAGCGGAACAGAAAAUUGAUUCAUCACAGCCACCUUACUCAGGCUGCGGGUUGUUUCCCUUCUGGGAAGAACCAUCCGAGGUAUCUUCAAAGAUAGGUACUACCCUGAACUUAAAAUCUGAAAUUGGAUGCACUUCUGUGCUGACAUCCAAGUGUGAGUCAGUAGUCGAGGGAUUAAAUAUGGAUGCUUGUGGUUGCCCAGCAGUCUACACUAACUGCUUCAGCAGAGAGGGCAGCUUUGAUGAGGACUUAACCGUCUAUGAGUUCUCCUGCCAAGGCACUGGUGAAACACCAAGUUCCAGGUUACCUCUUCCGCUCAUGACUGAUCCUCCAUCAUCAUCCAUUCUUUCCACAUCUUCCACACACUCUCCAUCCUAUCCACACAUUCUCCUCUCCUCCCAAACAUCUGAGCUCAGUCCGCUCCUCUCACCACUCUCUGAUGGACAAUAUCUCCACAAUCAAACACAAAAGGACACCAUUAAUCGCCUUGGAACUCAACGCUACCCAGAACCACCAGCUGGGUUCCAAGUUCUACGAGCGGAUGUAGACCAGCUCCUUUCUGUCCUAGAAAAUAUCAGUGCUGACCGUUCUGUAGCUGAUCGGGGAGGUUGCCAUCCAAGGGAAACGUGUGCAUCCCACUUUACAGAGAACAAGCAAGUCCUCCAAACUGAGACAAGGCGGUUGACGGCAUGCUGCCAAAAAAUGGUGGCCGUUGACCAGAAUCCAGAGGAAAUGCUCAAGUCUUUAGCUGAUAGUUUCCGGACCUUAGUGGAGCUGGCCGGUGCAUGCAUAUGGUUUUCCAGUUGUGACAGGUGCGAGCGGAGGAAUGCAGAAGCAGUUGCCGGUCUGCAAGAUGUGGCACGCUCAUUCAGGGACUUCUGUCUGGCAGCAGAGCGAGCCGGCAGAAAGCACAGCUGCCGUGACCUGAGCACCAAACUGCUAGCCAAACAGUGCACUGCACUCACCGCUUCGGUCUUCUGCCUCACUCAGAUCUUCCGUACUCUCACUGCACUGUGAUGUGGCAACAACCUUUCGUGAAAAAAACUUCAGCGGGCAUGAAGAAUGGUGACGUGCAUGUGUUUACCGACUACAUGAUGUGCACAAACACAAAACUGCCAGUAACCCACCUGCAAUCUGCCUAAACAAAUCUGCUUGCUUUCCACUGUAGAUUUGUACUUGAAUGUAUGCUGUAUUAUGUUUAUCGAAUAAUUCAGCUGAUGAACGUUACUGUGGUGUUUUAUUGAAUAAGUAAGGAAUGUAUAAGAACGUAUUUGUAAUUGUUUACAUACUUAGCUUUACUCUCAGGAGUUUCGGCUUGUGACAUUGGUGGAGCAUUUGCUUCUGUUGCCCUGAGGUGCAAAAUAGACAAUUAGACAAAUCAUAAAAAUUCACAAACAUGUUACACACUAUGGGAUGCUUUUAGGUUUGCCAUAGUUUUUGGUUUAACGUUCCUGUUUUGUACAUUAGGGCCAAAAUAUGUAUUAAAAGUUGCGUACUGCAACAUAUAUACAAUAUUUUUUUCCAUUUAAGCCUUUCCGUGAGAAAGUCCUUGAAUGUUUGUUUACAAAAAUAACAGUUGGAAGUAUGAUUCAGUGAAAGUAUAUGAAUCAAGAUUAUAGCCAUUUCCAAUUUUAUAAUCCAUUAUACAGAAUGAUUGCAUUAGUGACUAAGCUACUGGUAAGGUUGGUGUUUUCAUUAUCUAUCCAUUCAAAUAUUUUUCUCUAAUUUAUUUGGAAUGAUCUUUGAAAAACUGAUGUCAUCUGUUCAAUACUUCUUACUUUUGCUACCUCCAAAAAAAAGAUCUUGACUGCACAUUCAGGCCAGUCAACCAGUUGUUUAUUUGAAUUGACAGCACUUUGUUAGGAGCCGAAGGACUUUAUUCUCAUUUUGACAACAUUGUCAUUAACACUAAGUGCAUUUUUAGGAGCAAUUUCCUCAGUACGGCAACAAAUCUAGGAAAAUGUUAAUGAUCAAAUUCGGAGCCCCGCCAGAGGAGACAAGCAGUGGGUAGCUUCGUUGGCGUUGUGCUUUCUCACCAUUGACUUGCCAAAGCACUUCAGGGGUUCCGACAACCCCAGUCAACACUGAUCGGUCACUAAGUGAAGAUCCUUUGUGGACAUUUGUGAGCCCAUUUAUUUGUUACUCAGUUGUAUGCACUUGCGACUGGAGCAUGCCUAAAGAUUAUGUUUCACCGCAGAAACACUGGGAACACAAUAUUCAAUUGUAGUCUACAAUGGGUAUUGUACCUGAACACUGUAUUUCUUUAAUUUCAUUGGAAUACAAUAGCUACAGACCGGAACUGUUACUUUCCUAUAAAUAAUGUUUUAUCACUAUUAUACAGUUUGUCCUCAAGAAGCAUGCAGUUAAGCCAUACA